CGUCAGUGCUAAUGUGACGGCUAACGGCUCUUGUCAGUUAACGGUUAAUUGGUGCGAUAAAACCGUUAACCCAUAACGGUCCUGGAGGUUUAUAUAUAUAUUUUUUAAAAAGGCGUUAGCCAGCCGUUUAACCGGUGAAAUAGUCAGAAACGGCUACCGUGAUAGCCGUUCAAGUCAAUGUAGCAAACACAUCUGUCAACUCCCUUUAUAUACGGGAGUUAACCCGGCACACGUUAUAGGAUGGAAAUCUGGUUUAGGAGACAAGUGGUUAUCGAACACAACACAGAUUUCUAUGGAGCAUCGGCCCUCUCCAACGCUUGGUAGAGGGUGAGCAGCAUCACCUGCAGCCACACAAUGGACAACGAGGAGAGUAAGUCGUGUCAAGGAGAGAAGCCUGCCUCUACUGUGGAUGACACUCUGGAUGAAUAUUUAAUCGCCCUCCAGCACAAAAACAGGAUCCUAAAGCGCCUUAAAGUCAAAGACCACAGGGAGAUUCAGUUGGAGCAGCUCGAGCAAGGUUUUUCCAUUUAUCUUAACGGAGCCAAUGCUGAAGCCAGUAGGAAGCAGCCCAAGAGCUCCAACCACAAAUCUGUCUCCUCCUCACCUGCUUGGAGGCCUGCACGUACAGCAGAUGUCUGUAGAAGCGCCCACCAGCUAACUGAAGAUAACCACAAUUCAGAGCAAGCCCACAGGAAGCGGAGCCACACCGCCCCAGAAAAGAUCCAGAGGAAAGAAUGGGUGCAGGAUUCUGUCAGAAUUCGAACAGAGGAAGGAACAAGUUUGCUGAUCUCCCCUGGAAAUCGCUACUCUGAGGAUUUUGAGCCCUAUGAAAGCGUAGCAAUGGAGAGCUCCGGUCCACGCUCGCCUCGUAGUCCCCGCUCCCCAAGGGACACCUCCAGGCUGUCGCGCUCCUUCAGCACCAGGUCUGAGAGCCAGGGGGGGCAAGCGAAUCAGGAGCUCACUGAGAAGGUACUUCUCAACCUCGAGGAAGUAAAGGUCCUGCGUCGGAGCCUGGAGGUUAGCGUGCGGCGGAGCAACUCUGGCUCAGCGGGGGAGGAGUCAGACAAGGAGUGGUUGGAGAGCAACGAGAGUCUGGAUGAACUGGGGCUGCCUCCCUCAUCCUCCAAGUCCUCCUCCAGCCCUCGGUCCGGGGGCUCUUAUAGCCAUCUCGACUCAGCAAACCUCAUCGUCUUGGACUUUGGACCCUCACUUAAAGGUCGUAAGAUCGAACGCUCUUUGUCUGCAAGAAGGAAAGAAAACAUCGACACCUUUAUACCCACCAAGCCUAUGUUGGUCAAGAGCAAAACAUUAGACAGGCCACCUUCCAAAGACAGCUGGGAUGGUCAGAGGCCAAGGAGUCGUGUGGAGAGGACCCUGUCAGCAGCCAGAAAGGCUUCUGUGGAGGAGCGGGACACAGACGAGAUGGCAUGCAGGGUGCGUCAGGCCAUUCAGAGAGAAAACGACCCCCUGCAGAGUCCUGAGCUCUUCAGCCGCAACACGGGCAAGGCACUCCAGAUGAUGAAUGGCUUAGUGCACCACAACAGCCAUGAAAAAGAUGACAACAGUGUCACUAUGGCCAUGCAGAGAAUCACGCUCAUGGCCCCCAGGCAACAACACAAACUGCUGAAAGCCUUGGAGAAACUUGAAACAGGACCCAGCUACAACGUUGCUCAGAGUGUCAAAGCAGACCAUAGCAGGCAGCCGAGAAGGCAGUCCUCAACAGAGGUCACCCCUGCAUUGUACGUUACCAUGGAGAUCCUGUCAAACUGGGGGAGCGCUUUGCAGGUCGGGCUGACUGAGUUGCAGUUCUUCUGCCUCAGAAACAAGAAGCUGUAUGUGUCACCUCACGACCUAGACAUCCGGAACGCUGACUACCCUGGGAAUCUGGGGGCGCUUGUCAAUGGGAAGGUGAAGACCACCAAAGAGCGUCACAUGUGGACGUGUCCGUUCAACCCUCCCAUCCAGCUCUACUUCAUAAUCAGGAACACGGAGCGCUCCACAGACUUUGGAAUAUCUCGCAUCAAAAUCUGGAACUACAACAGAAGCCUCAAUGACCUUGACAUUGGUGCACGCCAUAUAAAGCUGUACCUCAACAGCACACUGGUGUUUGAAGGUGAGCUGGAGAAGGGCUGCGGCAACCAGGUCUUUGACUACAGCACCACAGUUGACCUCCAGGAUUUCCAGGUUUCAGAUUCCUUCUUUUCCAGCCCUGUGUCUUCAGGACACAAUCUGCACGGCGCCAGCCCCCAGUGCCAUGAGGACAGGACGGCUGGGGAGGGCAGCAGCAGCCAGCGACGCCUCAGUGAAAAUCAGCAGCCAUCAGACGCAGCAGGACAGACUAUGGUAGACAUGCAGGAGAGAUCACAUCCACUGCUACCACCCAUCACUCCUUCACCAUCGUGCUCCUCUCGUCGCUCCUCCACACAAAGAAACUCUUUUGACCUCUCUGCCUUGGAAGAGCCCCUCUCUCCCAGGCAGCAGGUGGAGCAGCCUGCACCCACAGAGCAGACAGUCACCACCCAGCCGUCCUCAUCCCGGGUGGCCCCCCAGUGGCUGCAGCCCCUGAACAGAGGAGCUCCAGAGGGCUGCGAGACCAACAGGGAGAGGCCCCGAUGGCUGGUGCCUCAGCAGUCGACAGAACCCAAAUCUCCAUCUGCCUCAUCCUCUUCAAUGCUCCCGGAGCUGCCCUGCAACCCAGGCCGAGUGUGUAGGGGGGUGGAGAGGACAGUGAAUGGGGGUCAGUGGAAGGCUAACUCUCUGGACCUGAGCUGCGACCUACUGGAGGAGCUUGGGGAGCCAAAGCCAGACCGUCCCAUCAGCGGACGCAGGAGCUCAUUCAGAAACACUGCAGCCACCAGCAGGCAGACAGAGGAGCAGCACCUCAGAGCUGCUGCACUGUCAAACACAGAGGAGCCGUUGUCAGUGGUGAGCACCAGCAGGAGGCAGUGCACUCCUCUGGCCCAGCUGCACAGCCAACAGGAUGAUAACCUCAUGGAGUCCUGGGACUCUCUCACUAAGUUCAACCAAUGCCAACGUGGACGCAUUUCCAACAUGGCCUUCGAAGGCGACAUCUUUGAUGAGUUCCUCCAGCGCCAGGGCCGUGGUCCACCCACACUCCCAGUCAACACAUCCACCACAGCACCCAGGAGCCCGAUUUCCUCACUAAGCACUCAGGCUGCACUGUGUGAAGGCCUUGAUGAUGAUCCAUCCAUGGAGCGGGAGGACGAGUUUGAGAUCCCGGUGCUGCCCCAGGGCCAAAGGCUGGUCAUCAACAUACUGUCCACAUGGGGUGACCGCCACUACGUGGGCCUCAACGGCCUUGAGGUCUUCAGUUCCAGCGGAGAGCCCCUACAGCCUUCUCACAUCCGUGCUGAUCCUCCAGACAUCAACAUUCUCCCUGCGUACGGCAAGGACCCACGUGUGGUCACUAACUUGAUUGAUGGCGCCAAUCGCACUCAAGACGACAUGCAUCUCUGGCUCGCACCGUUCACACCUGGUCGUAGCCACACCAUCUUCUUGGACUUUGGAACCCUGUACCAGGUGGCCAUGAUCCGAGUGUGGAACUACAACAAGUCACGCAUUCACUCCUUCCGAGGGGUGAAGGAGGUGGAGAUGCUGUUGGAUGGAAGGUGUAUCUUCAGGGGCGAGAUUGCCAAGGCCUCUGGAACUCUGUCUGGAGGGCUGGACCAGUUUGGUGACACCAUCCUGUUCACCACUGAUGAUGAGAUCCUGGAGGCGAUGUCUCGUUAUGAUGAAACCUUCCUUGGUGAAGGUGAGGGUCCUGAGAGCCUGGUCCACGAGGAGGAGCUGCAGAGACCAUGCACCGCUGAUGGAGAAGGAGAGGAAAGACCCUUCACCCAGGCUGGUUUCCGAGAGGAAGACCUCCAACUGAAACUCCAGCUCAACCCCACCAUGAGCCAGUCUGAGGAGAACAUGGAGCAUAAUUCUGGGAUGUACACUGGAAAGUGCCUUAGACUAGAGCUGGCGUUGACUUGGGGGGACUCCCACUACAUGGGCCUGACAGGAUUGGAGGUGGUGGGGAAGGAUGGAGAGAGUUUACCUUUAGACCUCAGCAUGAUGGCUGCCUCACCUAAUGACCUCAACGACCUGCCCGAAUACGGACACGACCUGCGCACACUUGAUAAGCUUAUAGAUGGCAACAACAUUACCACUGAUGACCAGCACAUGUGGCUUAUCCCUUUCUCCUGUGGAGAGUCCCACACCUUGAACGUGACGUUCAACAAGGCUCAGACCAUCGCUGGUCUCCGAAUCUGGAACUACAACAAGUCCCCCGAGGACUCUUAUAGAGGGUUGAAGGUGAUCCAUGUGUUCAUUGAUGACGUUGCCAUCUCCCCAUCGGAGGGAUUCCUGAUCAGGAAAGGACCGGGCAACUGUCACUUUGACUUUGCCCAGGAGAUCCUCUUCAUUGAUUUUCUCCAGAUGCCCGUCGACAACGGAAGUGCAGACGACUACCAGAGAGCAAGCUCUAAGAAACAGGAACAGGCCAGCAUGGACUACGAAGCUCCCAUCAUGCCCUGUGGAUUCAUUUUUCAGCUGCAGCUAUUAACAACCUGGGGAGAUCCGUACUACAUCGGCCUCAACGGCCUCGAAUUUUACGACCAGAACCACGAGAAGAUCAGUCUCAGUGACAACAACAUCGCUGCUUUUCCAGACAGUGUGAAUGUACUGGAUAAUGUGAGCGGUGAUGUGAGGACUCCAGAUAAAUUAAUAGAUGGAGUCAACAGUAUCCACGAUGGAAGACAUAUGUGGUUAGCCCCGGUGCUCCCUGGACUGGUGAACCGCGUGUACGUCAUCUUUGAUCAGCCAGUGACGGUGUCCAUGAUCAAGCUGUGGAACUACUCAAAGACACCACAGAGGGGAGUGAAGGAGUUUGGGCUGCUGGUUGACGACCUCCUGGUGUAUAACGGCAUCUUGGACAGUGUAAGCCAUGUGGCACGAGGCAUUCUGCCCACCUGCGAUCCAGUUGUACCCUACCACACCAUCCUGUUCACAGACAACGCCUACAUCACACACCGUGAGAAGAACACUGUCAUCAGUAACUACGUGGAGGAUCAGGAUGUGAAGAUGACCAACGAGAAUCAGAUAGUCCAUCACAACAAGAAGAAGCAGACAGCAGAUCCAGCUCUCCGGCCUAAAACCUGCAUGACUGAUGGUGGGAAACACGGGAAGAGGAGGUACUGACUGACCAACAGACAGACGUAAAUUCAGCGCUCAUACAAAGAGAGCAGAACUUAAAGGGAGGAACUCCGGCUGACUUAAUAAGCUCCACUUUUUGGGUGACUUUAGAAAAUCCUCCCUGAUAUUAAGACCCAGAGCAGCCACCCAGCCAUUGGUCCAGACUGAAGAGGACGGAGCUUGCAUAGAUAAAUGGUUUGCACACACACACAUAUAUACACACAGGAUUCCACUUUAUGGUUGGAUUACUCCCCUCGCCCUCGCUGUGAAAAACACGCCCAACCACAUACACGUUAUCCUGAACACGUACUGUACGGUUUCCCCGGUCGUCCCUUCCACAGUGCCAGGAUAAACCUGUGAGGCUGCAUUUUUAUCAGCCCUAUUAUUGUGCCUAGUACUAAACACUAUAUCUGUGGCUGCUACUUGUGACUUUUGUGCUGCAUAUUUAAAAUGCUGCUUGUGGCUUGUAAAUACUAAGAAAAAGGAAAAAAAAAAAAAAAA
Molecule: messenger RNA, 5697 nt
Organism: Larimichthys crocea (large yellow croaker)
Lineage: Eukaryota; Metazoa; Chordata; Actinopteri; Sciaenidae
Gene: katnip
Product: katanin interacting protein
Exons: 28
Coding region: 355-5202 (1615 amino acids)
Source: RefSeq, a predicted model, not a curated record